AUGAACAAGAUCUUCCUCUUCGCCCUCUCGGCUACUGGCGUUCUGGCCGCUUACCGAAGCCCUCUCCUCGCCGCUCGACAGGUCGUCGCCAUCCCUUGCUCCGACCAAGGCCUCAAGGAUUGCGGCACAGGCUGUAUUCAGCAGGAUUGGACCUGCUGUCCUAGCAAAGCUGGAGGAUGCCCUCCGACUGCAUACUGCGAUGUUGGUACCAAUGGCGAGUACGGCUGCUGUCCCAAUGGUAGUCAAUGUGGUGGUGAUGGCGGUGCCAACACGCGCGGCAUGACCAGCACCAUUGUCAUUCCUGGUAGAACGACGACUAUUUACAACCCUCUCGACACCGAAGAACCUCAGGGACCCAUCGUGGAGACACAGACGUCUCUCAUCAUCGAAGUCAGCCAAACAACCAUCGAUAUUCCCAUCUCUCAGGGUGACGGCGGUUCUGGCGAUGGCGGUUCCGGUGGUGAUGGCGGUGCCGCUGGCUCAAGCGACGUCCCUCCUGUCAUCCAGACUCCCAGCCCGGAUCCCAACCCAGUUCCUGCUCCUGGCACCGAGACUGCAUCCGGCACACCGGUUCCUGUGCCUGUCCCCACACCCGUCACCGUCAACGCGGCCUCGUCCAAUGGCUACAGCUGGAUCGGUGGUGUCGUGGCUGGUCUCGCCGCUCUACUGCUUUAG
Molecule: messenger RNA, 675 nt
Organism: Fusarium vanettenii 77-13-4
Lineage: Eukaryota; Fungi; Ascomycota; Sordariomycetes; Hypocreales; Nectriaceae
Exons: 2
Coding region: 1-675 (224 amino acids)
Source: RefSeq, a predicted model, not a curated record